Lampris incognitus (smalleye Pacific opah) is the source of this 3957-nucleotide messenger RNA. It is a transcript of the gene gnptab, whose product is annotated as N-acetylglucosamine-1-phosphate transferase subunits alpha and beta. The record is from RefSeq and is a predicted model, not a curated record. Gene Ontology annotation, biological process: carbohydrate phosphorylation; N-glycan processing to lysosome. Bases 36 to 3905 code for a protein of 1289 amino acids. Gene Ontology annotation, molecular function: UDP-N-acetylglucosamine-lysosomal-enzyme N-acetylglucosaminephosphotransferase activity; calcium ion binding. The transcript is spliced from 21 exons. Lineage: Eukaryota; Metazoa; Chordata; Actinopteri; Lampriformes; Lampridae. Gene Ontology annotation, cellular component: Golgi apparatus.
CAGCGUCUGUACACCGGUCCGUGCCCCUCGAGUAAAUGCGAUGCUUUUCUCUGCCGAAGCGGACCAUGGUGAUCAUCAACUCGGUGCUCAAACUCCUCCAGCGGCAGACCUACACCUGUCUGUCCCACCGCUACGGGCUUUACCUCUGCUUCGGCGGGAUCGUUCUGAUGAUCGUGUCUGCCUUCCAGUUUGGAGAGGUGGUGGUGGAGUGGAGUCGGGACCAGUACCAUGUGUUGUUUGACUCGUAUAGAGACAAUGUGGGUGGCAAGUCUUUCCAAAGCAGGCUUUGCCUACCCAUGCCCAUCGAUGUGGUAUACACCUGGGUGAACGGCACGGACACAGCCCUGCUGAAGGAACUGAAGGCCGUCAGAGAACAACUGGAGGAGGAGCAGAGAGCUAUGAGGGAACGUCUGGGGAAAAAUGUGAAUGAUACAACUGAAGUGCCAAAAGACAGCGUCAAGCCAGAAUGCCUGCUGUCCCACUGUAUCAUAGCGCCCAUGUUAGCGCUGGACCCAGCUCUACCGGCCAACGUGACGCUGAAGGAGCUGCCAUCACUCUUUCCCGCCUUCUCCACAGCCAAGGAGCUGCUACUGGUGACCAAACCCUUCCAGCCCUCCACCACCAUCUCUGUGGUCAUCUACCAUUCCCAGUCUGACGCUGAUAAUGCGUACAAAGAUGUGUCUAGAGAAGACCUGAAACGCUCUGUUUCCAGAUGUUACCUGACGGCUGACAAGGAGGCUCCAGGCCUGGUGCGGAUGCAGACGCUGGCCUAUCUGAGCGGCUUCCCAGCAUCCUUCAAGGAGACGGAGCAACUCAGGGUCAAGCUGCCAUCUGUCAUCACCAGUAAGAUCAAACAGUUUGAAUUGUACUCUGAGGCGAGCAUCGCCCUGCUCCACCUGAAAGGCCCACAGGACUUCACUGACCUGACUCAGCAGGCCAAAAAGAACCUGACCCUCGAUGGGAAAGAGCUGACCAUCAGCCCUGCAUACCUCUUCUGGGACCUCACUGCCAUCUCUCAGUCCAAACAAGAUGAGGACAUUUCGGCCAGUCGAUUUGAGGACAAUGAGGAGCUCCGCUAUUCUCUGCGCUCGGUGGAGAGACACGCCCCCUGGGUGCGACAUAUCUUUAUCGUCACCAAUGGACAGAUCCCCUCCUGGCUCAACCUGGAUAACUCCCGCGUCACUGUUGUCACACAUCAGGACAUUUUCCUGAACCAGAGCCACCUGCCAACCUUCAGCUCUCCUGCCAUAGAGACUCACAUUCACCGCAUCCCAGGCCUCUCCCAAAAGUUCAUCUACCUCAACGACGAUGUGAUGUUUGGCAAGGAUGUCUGGCCAGAUGAUUUCUUCAGCCACUCCAAGGGACAGAAGGUGUACCUCACCUGGCCUGUUCCCAACUGUGCCGAUGGCUGCCCAGGAUCCUGGAUCAAAGAUGGCUACUGUGACAAAGCCUGCAACAACUCUGCCUGUGACUGGGAUGGAGGAGACUGCCUGGGUGCAGGGGCAAACGGCCGGUUUGCAGCUGGGGUAGGCGUAGGUGGGGCAGGUGGCGGUGGUGGACAACCCUGGCAGUUUGCAGGUGGUUUAGGUGGUCUGGGAGGUGUAUCAUACUGCAACCAAGGCUGUGCCAACUCAUGGCUGGCAGACAAGUUUUGUGACCAAGCUUGCAACGUGCUUUCAUGUGGCUUUGACGUUGGAGACUGUGGCCAAGAACACUUUGACCAGCUGCACCGUAUGACCCUACUGAGGAACCAGAGCCUGUAUACCCUCCCGCUAGGGGAGCUCAGGCCCUAUUUCAGUUUCGACAAAUUGGCUCGUAGGGUGUUGGAGGCCCAGGUUGGUGACAACCCAGUGAUGCGUCACACCUCCGUGGCCAACAAGUGGAAGACAAUUCACCUACUGCUCAACCCAGGUCACAAUGCCACCCAAAUCCACUACAACCUCACCUUCCAGGCAGAGGAUGACACAGAGUUCACAUUCAGCUUCACUGUGGCUGUAGACACCCGUGAGAUUCCUCAUGCUAACGUGUCCCAGACUACCAGCAAAGACAGCAACAAAGAGCCAAAGCCCACGCCCACGCAAGAGCCACAAUUCCCUUUCUCAGAUAUUCCUGAAGACAAAAGGGGUCCUAAGAUCCAAAGGAAUCCCGCUGUGGAGACUGAGGUGGUUGUAGAAGUGCCUGUGGUGAAUGUGUCACUUUUGCCAACAGUGGUGCGGGAUGAGCUUCAGAGACUUGAGGAGAAGCUUCUGAUCGGCGACAUUACUCUGAAGGGUUAUAACCUCACUAAAGCUGCACUGCUGGGGCCUUACAGGACACUGGCUCAGUCUCUGCCGAACAAGCGAGGCAUGGAUUCAGAGCCCCCAAAGGAAGGUGGGGCCAAAGCCCUGGGUAAGCCAUACAAAGACUUGGAAGCAGAGCGGUUUGGGGCAAACCCGCCUGAAGAGGCCAAACUUGCCUCACAAGAGGCCCUCGCACAACAAAACAGGGAUAAUCAAAAGUCAAAUGAAGAAACAUCCAGGAAACUUGCGGUGGGGCAAGACCAGCUUAAACCCCCUAUUACUCUUGUUCCAAUCCACAUUGACGAUGAGCCUGCCAGACACACAGGAGGUCGCCCCACAUCUUCCAAACUUCACAGUGUGGGUGUCAUGGCUGAGAAACCUCUGUCCUUCAAGUUACUAAGCACACUGGUAGGCAGCAUUUCCAAAGUCAAGGGCCAAGACCGCAGCAACAGAGAGCAGGCCAAAGCAGUAGUGGGGGCGAGGGGCAUGGUGGGCCGAAGACUCCAACACUUCAUCUCCACAGACAGAGGGUUUCUGCCCUGGGAAAGGAGAAAAUACUUCCAGGACUUGCUUGAGGAAGAGGAACGUCUGCAGAAAGAGCUGAUGUAUGUUGCUGACAGUGCUGCCGCUGGCCGGAGGCUGUGGGACACUUUUGCUGACUCACUGCGUUACGUGAACAAGCUCUUGAAUGGCCAGUUUGGCUUUACUUCCCGUAAAGUGCCGGCACACAUGCCCCACAUGAUCGACCGGCUCAUCAUGCAGGAGCUACAGGACAUAUUCCCGAAAGAGUUUGACAAGACAUCGGCCCACCGCGUGCGGCAUUCUGAGGACAUGCAGUUUGCUUUCUCCUACUUCUACUUCCUCAUGAGCGCCUUGCAGCAUCUCAGCGUUUCCCAGGUGUUUGACGAGAUCGACACCGACCACUCCGGCGUCCUUUCCGACCGUGAGAUUCGCACGCUGGCCACAAGGAUCCAUGAGCUGCCCCUCAGUCUCCAGGACCUGACGGGCCUGGAGCAGACAUUGAUCAACUGCUCCAAGACACUGCCCACCAAUCUGACCCAGCUCCAUCUGGUCAAUCCCACUCAGGAGGCCUACUAUGACCCCAGCAUGCCUCCAGUGACAAAAGGCCUCGUCCUCCACUGUAAGCCCAUCACAGAACGCAUUCACAAGGCCUUCAGAGAUCAAAACAAGUACAAGUUUGAGAUCAUGGGGGAGGAGGAGAUCGCUUUCAAGAUGGUGCGGACCAAUGUGUCCCAUGUGGUUGGCCAGUUAGAUGACAUCAGGAAGAACCCAAGGAAGUUCAUCUGCCUGAAUGACAACAUUGACCACAGUCACAAAGAUGCUGCGACAGUGAAGGCUGUGCUGAGGGACUUUUAUGAGUCCAUGUUCCCCCUGCCUUCCCAGUUUGAGUUACCCAGAGAAUACCGCAACAGGUUCUUGCACAUGGAAGAGCUCCAGGAAUGGCGGGUGUAUCGGGACAAGCUCAAGUUCUGGACUCACUGCGUCCUUGUGACACUUGUGAUUUUCACUGUCAUCUCCUUCUUUGCAGAACAGCUAAUCCUGCUGAAGCGCAAGCUGUUCCCCAGACGCCGGGUCAGCAAGGAGAAUAACCCCGAACGGGUGUGAAGAAACAGGAAAAGCUCCUUUUCCUCUCCUUUCUGCACCUCCACCACUGCCA